This is a messenger RNA of Fraxinus pennsylvanica, 795 nucleotides long. NCBI's taxonomy places the organism in Eukaryota, Viridiplantae, Streptophyta, Magnoliopsida, Lamiales, Oleaceae. The record is from the annotation of a GenBank genome assembly.
AUGACAGAGCAUAAUGCUUCUCAAAGAUUCUUUUACACUACCCUGAAAAGUUUGUACAACAAAAUUUUGAUAUUCUUUCUGUUCAUGUUGCUUCUCUAUGGCUACCUCCGGCUUGAGAUGAUUUCUCAGGAAGAAAUUGAUUUCAGAAAGGUCGAGAAAAUAAGCAUAUUCAUAUUAGCAGGCCAGAGCAACAUGGCAGGAAGAGGUGGGGUGUUUAACGGAGUGUGGGUUGAAUACAUUCCGAUCGAGUGUAGGAAUAAUAAUAGACUUCUUCGACUAAAUGGAGAUUCAAAACUAGAAGAGGCGAAGGAGCCACUCCAUGAAGGAAUUGAUAAUGUGAAAAAAACAUGUGGGGUUGGUCCAGGAAUGGCCUUUGCUAGUGCAAUAUUGAAAAGGACCCAAAUUUUGGUACGAAGCCGAUUGAUCACAAGAGCUAAUGAUGCUCUCAAAUAUGGCGGAAAAAUUCGAGCGAUUUUGUGGUAUCAAGCGGAGACAGAUACAAGGAAUGAAGUUGCAGCAAAAGAAUUUCGCGGCCAGUACAAGAAGUUUCUACAUCGUUUGUAUGAAGAAUUGAAGAACCCUAAAGCUCCUUUUAUUCAGGUAGCAUUAGCAUCGGGACAAGGGGUGAAGAAUUAUAUCCAUAGAGUAAGAGCAAUUCAAAACGCAAUGGAGAAUGUGGUAACAGUUGAUGCCUUUGGACUUCAACUUGGAGCAGAUGGCAUGCAUCUCACAACUACUUCUCAAGUUCAGCUUGGCAAGAUGAUGGCUAAUGCAUUCUUCAAUACCACGAAAUAA